AGUCUUUCUAUUGUUCGGUCUUGGAGCUGUGUACUUUGAUAACAAUGGGUACAGGUUCCGUGCUGGUAUCAGGUGGUAUCAGAGUCGGGUUCAACACAGUAGCGGGAUCGAAAGUGAGAGGACUUGUUGCUUGUCGAACGAGGUCCAAAUAUCCGAUUGCAGAAUGCAGAGAAGAGGAAGAAUCGUUGUCUAAAGAAGAAACCCCAAUCGAAGAACAAGUCAUGGGAGAGCAGAGUCAGGAUCUUGCAGAAGCCAUGAAGUUGCUUGUCGCGCUGAGGCGCAGAUGGGCGCUUUGCUUUAGGCCCAGCAGGACGCUACCAAAGUUCAGCUGGUUGAGACGAAUCAGCGACUAGAUACCCUAAUCACCAGGUUGGGAAUGCAACCAAUGGGUAAUCUACCUCCACCAGAGAACCCAUCAAAGGUCGUAGCUCAUACUGGAUCCGCGAACCAAGAGGGUCCCCAAGCAGAUCGAGUGUACUAGGCUUUUCCUAAGACCCCAGAUUGGUAGAGGCAGAGGCGCCAAUACCCGGAGCAACGUCGUCAGGUAAUCCCACAGUACAGACCUCCAUUUAAUGAGUAUGAGAAUGAUUAUAAUGAAUGUGGAGGAAGACCACCAGAAGCAGGGGGUUAUGGCGUUGAACCGAUUCGAGGGAUUAAGAUCUUAAUCCCAUCGUUUCAAGGCACUAUUAGUGCAUCAGCUUACCUUGACUAGGAGAGGAAGAUGUUUAUGUUUUUCCAGUGUAAUCCUUACAUAGAGCAUCAUAAGUUUAUUGUAGCCACCUAUGAGUUUACAAAUUAUGCAGCAGUGUGGUGGGAAAAGAUUCAACAUCGAGAGAUCAUUCAUGAUGGAAGGCACAACAGCUACAGAUUCAAGAAAGGCAAUCGAAAGUUUCUACUCAAUCCAUUGUCGCCAGCUGAAGUCCGGGAAGAUCAACAAAAGUUGGCCAUGAACUGGGCCAAGGAGAAAGGAAGUGUGAUUGGCUCGAAGUCGGAGGACAAAAGUGGAGCACAUCUGAUGGUUCGAAAGAACAUGUUGAUUGCAUCGAGGAAAAGUCCAGUUGGGAAUGCUGUUAAUGUUGUCUUUUACAGGAAAAUACAAGCUUUAAGAGAAAAACUUCUCAAACGGGGAGGGCCUAAUGCAGGCCAAGUUGCCCUGGGAUCCAGGCACAAUUCUAGAGGAGGAGGAGAGCAAGUGGCGGGGACAGCAGCUGCAGGGGACUGGGUUUUGACUGAAGGAAUUUCCCCGACCAGGGAAAUUAGGAGGAGAUCGGGGAAGCAAUUCAGGGAAAAAGUCCGGCCUGAGACCCAAAUUACCCGACCGGAGAAAUCAGGGGGGAGGGCGGGUAUUCCGUUAAGGGAAUUUCCCCGGCCUGAGACCCAAAAUACCCGACCGGGUUUCGGGUCUGACCGACGAGAUUUUUGUGUUUUAAGUUGUUUUGUUAUUUUAAUUUUCCAGACCUAUAUAAUGGAUGAGACUCGGGUUUUAGGGUUAGUUUUUAGCAUAAUAUUGAUUUUUACCUUGGUUUUGAGCUUGAGGCUUGAACUUUUCUCUGUAUCAAUAAAGUGUUCCCCUUUGUUGUGGUCGAGAUUCUAUCUUUUUUGUAUUGAUUGAGCCUUCUCCCGAUUUUUGUUGAGAUUGCACUUUCAAUUCCAUCCUAUCCUGAACAAACGAAACCCCCUAAACAAUCUUUCUAUUGUUCGUUCUUUGAGAUGCGUACUUUGAUAACUACGGGUACAGGUUCCAUGCUCGUAUCAAUUGGGCUUAGAUUUAGGCUUGGGUUGAGAUGGUAUGUAGGUGGGUAGUAGGGUAUUAGUGAAUGGGCUUGGAUUAGUUGGCCAAGUGGUCAACGAAAGAGUGGUAGGUUUCGGCUAGGACUAGGAUAAUUAUUAAGGUUUUCUAGUCUAUAAAGAUGUAAGUUCGAC
Messenger RNA from Linum trigynum, 1923 nucleotides. Lineage: Eukaryota; Viridiplantae; Streptophyta; Magnoliopsida; Malpighiales; Linaceae. The record is from the annotation of a GenBank genome assembly.